AUGGCGUGCCUCCCAUUAUGGGAGGAUCGACUCGGGAGGACGCUGAAGAUUGUGGACAAGGACGACGACCCUCUUCAUCAGCCUAAUAUCUGCCUCCCGAGGGUCAGUCCUGCAGAAGAUCCCUUCUACGGCCUCGAGACGUUUGACGGCCCUGGCCCAUGGGACCGGAGCACGCUGGAGGUGGAGGCGGGGAAUUUGACAGGAACACCUGGCGCCAAGAAGAUGAUCACCUUCUAUGGGAACGAUUACCUGAACCUGAGUACCCACCCGGCAGUUCGGAAGGCUGCCGCCAAGGUGCGCCAAUACGCAGUGAUCUGUCGAUUCUAAUUAUUUGGAAUUGGACGAGCUUCUGGCGCGCCCCUCGAGACGCUGUGUUUAAUCCUUCUUUGGCAAUACGGACAGGCAGCCCUGGUGCAUGGAAUGGGUCCAAGAGCGCCUUUCAUGACCUGCGGCCACACCGACUACCACCGCCUUCUUGAAGAUACCUUGGCAGAGAUGACCAAGAAGGAUGCGUGUGUAAUCACCCCCACCGGCUUCGCUGCCCGCAUCGCACUCCUCUCAGCUCUCGGCAACGUCGCUUCUCUAACGUCCGCCGGCCGACGACCAACAAGAGAGGAAAGGAUUGGGAUAUUCGCCGAUAUCCUGAACUACCCAACUAUAAUCGACGGCCUUCGCUUAGUCGAGGAGCAGCGGGAAGCCGACGUAUUCGUCUACAGGCAUAACGAUAUUGAUCAUCUUGACGAACUUCUGUCGGGUUGCCCAGCCGAGAAGAAAGUCGUUUAUUCCGAAAGGUAAACACCGGUCUUUGGACGCCUCAAGCAGCUUACACGACGUACUAUCUACCGUGAAAUUGGCUCCCUGGUGGGUUAGUAUUCCUCACUCCUUUCUCGACACUGAUGCAGUCUGUUCGGUAUCAAUGGAGACUUUGCACCCAUACUGAAGCUAGUUGAGCUCAGAAAAAAACACGGAUACUUAUUCGUCGUUGACGAGGUCAGCAAAACUUCACUCCAAUCGACACGUCUCCUCGACCUCUACUAGCUGAUCUCUCGGAGUUGCCCACUAAAAUCCUUUCCCGCCUCCUAAUUGAUUCGUCAGGCUCAUACAAUACUGACAUGCGGGAGGAACGGCGGCGGAAUCGGAGAGGUGUAUGGUAUUCAGGAUCAGAUCGACAUUUGCAUCGGGACUUUGAGCAAGGCCACUGGCUGCCGAGUUGGUUUCAUUGCUUGCAGGUUAAGACAAUGCCUUUCCAAAUUUCAGCCUCGGUGGAGGAGUUAUCGCUAUUGAUCCGCUCACUGGCCUCGGCGAAUUUUUCAGUGAAGGAUGGAAGAAGUUGAUUCAAGCAAGGGGCCAGCCUUUCACCUUCGCCACUUCGACUCCUGUACCCAUCAUCGCCGCUUGCUACGGUAUCGUCUCGUUUACAGCCCAGCUGCUUCCGUAAGUUGUAUCUAAGACUGCGUCGUCGAUGGUUGAUCGAUGCUAUUCAUGGCGGCAGCUGCGGUGGAGGUCGCAAAGAAGGAAUCAUGGCGCAGGGGAGCGGUGUGGAGCAGGGUGGAGCAGGGUGCAAGAAUUUGCAGCCCUAACGAGAUGUUCCGCCAUGAGUCCUCUCGUCUCGCUUCUCGUUGGCUCUGAGCAAGAAGCUGUCAAUGCGAGUAGGCACAUGCUGGAAUGUGGUUUCCAUGUGACGGCAAUCAGGCCCCCGGUGGUGGCACCAAACGCUUGCCGCCUACAGUUGACACUGACGUCUGCACACACCUCGGAAGACAUAAGCAGGCUGGUGGCAGCUCUCUCUCUCUGGAUCCCAGCUCUCCGAGCCGACGAUGAUCGGAUGGCUUCAAGGCUGUUAAUGGCCGUAGAGCAAGCAGAGGGUUUCGCCCAAGGCACGACCCACAUCUCCUCGGAUUCUUUCCAUUCUCUCCUCAGUGAACGCAUUUUAUUGUGAAUCCUGUUUGCCGGAUGCGUACAGAACGAGAAUAAAGAGCGCAUCGAUGAACCCUCUUCCCCCCGAGUUACAUCGGUGAGGGGACGAGCUGUAUGUACACUGGAGAUAUUUUUUCUGUAAAGUUCCCGAUAAAUGAGAGACGACUCGGAACGACUCGGAGUCCAACCUAUUCAGGUUUGACCUGUUUUCUAGCCGGUUCCCAGGUUUUGACCGAACAGGGACACCGAGUUUGACCCGGCGGCUGAGGCUCCAUGGUUGACUUAGUCAAGGAUCCCAAUAAACUCCCCGGUUCGUCUUCAUCACCCGUGCGUUAUCCGAUGACAUCGACGACCGGCCGACGCCUCCUCUCAUGGAGGCGGGUAAGUAGGUCGCAUCCGUCAACGACCAGCGCGGCCCAUCUCUUAUUGGGCCCGUCAGUCCUGAUGGGCGCUGGGCCAUAACGAAGGAAUCAAACUUGAAGUGGGUCCUUGGAUCUGACCCAGUCAGACUAGACUCAUAGACGCAUCUUGGGCCCAGGAGAUGCCCAACCCAAGCCAUCUAUAGGCCGAAUACAAUCAAGCCCGUACGAAAACCCGUCCAAUAAAGCUCGCUCUCUCUCUCUCUAUCGUUGGGAGCGAGCGGUGAGUUUUAGCCGCCCACAGUUUUAGCUGCAGGUCGAAUGGAGACCUGCGGCUCUUUGGGGAACCAGUAAUGACCAAAUGGUGUGCUUACCGCAGUGCCCAGAGUACACCACCUCGCGUCCCCACCCUCCGUCCAUCUCUAUAUAA
Molecule: messenger RNA, 2706 nt
Organism: Spirodela intermedia
Lineage: Eukaryota; Viridiplantae; Streptophyta; Magnoliopsida; Alismatales; Araceae
Source: the annotation of a GenBank genome assembly